This is a messenger RNA of Monopterus albus (swamp eel), 616 nucleotides long. Its product is annotated as lysophospholipid acyltransferase 1-like. Gene Ontology annotation, molecular function: acyltransferase activity. The record is from RefSeq and is a predicted model, not a curated record. NCBI's taxonomy places the organism in Eukaryota, Metazoa, Chordata, Actinopteri, Synbranchiformes, Synbranchidae. Gene Ontology annotation, biological process: lipid modification. Gene Ontology annotation, cellular component: membrane. The coding region runs from base 290 to 616 and encodes 108 amino acids. The transcript is spliced from 4 exons.
AUUGUAAUGGUAUAGAAUACUGCGUUUGAAGUUUUUUCUGUCCAAAGUGGCAUAAGCUAUUGAAAAUCUCUAUAGGCUUCUUAACAUUUAGAGCCAGUUAUUUGAUAAUGUACUUCACAAAUAUCACGGCAAAACUAGACAUCCUUAUAGAAGUGUUGAUUUCUAUGACGAUAAAGCUAUACAUCCCCCAUUGUUUCCCCUAGGUUUACAGACGGACACGCGCGACAUAUUUUCCGACACGCGCUCUCUGUCCACUAGUGGGAGUGUGCGCGCGACCAUGUAGACAGAAAUGAUAUGCCAUCGUGUGAAUUUUUUGGCAUGCCAAGGGUUUGCCCUAGCUGCUGCCUUCUGGUUUCGUCUCUACCUCGGUCCCAGCCAUGCCAAUCCCCUGGUCAGGCAUGCUGUGGCCACACUCCUUGGCAUUGCCUUUCUCAUGUUCUGCUUCGGAUGGUACUCUGCUCACAUCCUGACAGUAGUGGCUGCAAACUACUUGAUCAUGAUCAAAGCUGACAUCAACCAUGUACACAGGCAAGACUUUUCCUUCACACCACUAAAGGAGAUAUUUAGAAUUUAUUUGGCUGUGGAGCUCUCAGCAGAGCAGGAGAAGGGCGCGUAA